Messenger RNA from Hypomesus transpacificus, 2487 nucleotides. RefSeq names its product CDK5 regulatory subunit associated protein 1-like 1 (gene cdkal1). Gene Ontology annotation, molecular function: 4 iron, 4 sulfur cluster binding; tRNA (N(6)-L-threonylcarbamoyladenosine(37)-C(2))-methylthiotransferase activity. Gene Ontology annotation, cellular component: endoplasmic reticulum. Bases 127 to 1746 code for a protein of 539 amino acids. NCBI's taxonomy places the organism in Eukaryota, Metazoa, Chordata, Actinopteri, Osmeriformes, Osmeridae. Gene Ontology annotation, biological process: tRNA methylthiolation. The record is from RefSeq and is a predicted model, not a curated record. The transcript has 14 exons.
CAGAGGUUUUUCAGCAUGGCGGACUGUUAGUCAAAACAACAGUAUCUAGCUGGCUUGAGAGGUAGAAAACGAAGUGUUUAACAACAAACGUCAGCGUUUACGAACAAUUUGUCUACAAAUAAGAACAUGCCGUCCGCCUGCGGCUCCCAGAUCGACGACAUCGAGGACAUGGUGUCACUGGAGGACCUCACUCCUCAGGACCGUCAGUUCGCUAGGAAGAGUGUCAUUCCCAGGGCCAGAAAGAGGAACCACCAAGACCCUGUAGAAGAGCUACAAGCAGACAGUGUGAUCCCUGGCACUCAGAAAAUCUGGAUGAGGACCUGGGGCUGCUCUCAUAACAACUCAGACGGAGAGUACAUGGCAGGGCAGCUGGCCGCCAGCGGAUACAAAAUCACAGAGGAUGCGUCAGAAGCUGAUCUCUGGCUCCUGAACAGCUGCACCGUGAAAAACCCGGCUGAGGAUCACUUCAGAAACUCCAUCAAGAAGGCCCAGGAGCAGGAUAAGAAGGUGGUGUUGGCGGGAUGUGUUCCCCAGGCCCAGCCCAGGAUGGACUACCUCAAAGGCCUCAGCAUCAUAGGGGUGCAGCAGAUCGACAGAGUGGUGGAGGUGGUGGACGAGGCCAUGAAAGGUCACUCGGUGCGUCUGCUGGGUCAGAAGAAGGAUAAAGGCAAGCGUCUGGGUGGGGCCCGAUUGGAUCUGCCCAAGAUUAGGAAGAACCCCCUCAUAGAAAUCAUUUCCAUCAAUACGGGGUGUUUGAACGCGUGUACGUACUGUAAAACCAAGCAUGCGAGAGGAGACCUGGCCAGCUACCCCAUAGAGGAGCUGGUGGAGAGGGCCAGGCAGUCGUUCCAAGAGGGCGUGUGUGAGAUCUGGCUGACCAGUGAGGACACAGGGGCGUAUGGGAAGGACAUUGGCACAGACCUGCCCACUCUGCUGUGGAGGCUGGUGGAGGAGAUCCCUCAGGGAGCCAUGCUUCGUCUGGGCAUGACCAACCCACCUUACAUCCUGGAGCACCUGGAGGAGAUGGCCCGGAUCCUGAAGCACCCCCGGGUGUACGCCUUCCUGCACGUCCCCGUCCAGUCGGCCUCUGACAGCGUGCUCAUGGACAUGAAAAGGGAGUACUGCGCCGACGACUUCAGACGCGUCAUCGACUUCCUCAAAGACAGGGUCCCUGGUAUAACCAUAGCGACAGACAUCAUCUGUGGCUUCCCCGGGGAGACGGAGGAGGACUUCCAGGAGACGGUGGAGCUGGUGAGACACUACCGCUUCCCCUCGCUCUUCAUCAACCAGUUCUACCCCCGGCCCGGCACGCCGGCCGCCAGGAUGGAGCAGGUCCCCGCACAGACGAAGAAGCAGAGGACAAAGGAGCUGUCUCAGCUGUUCCACUCCUACAACCCCUACGACCACCAGGUUGGGAAGAGGCAGUAUGUUCUUGUGACUGAGGAGUCCUUUGAUGCACAGUACUAUGUGGCUCACAACAAGUUCUAUGAACAGGUGCUGGUUCCCAAGAGGUCCGAGUUCAAGGGGAAGAUGAUCGAGGUGGACAUCUACGAAGCAGGGAAGCACUUCCUGAAAGGCCGGCCAGUGGACCAAUCAGAGGUCUUCACCCCCUCCAUCUCGCCGCCCUUGGAGAAGGGACAGGUGUCUGGACUCACUCAGGUCAGCGGGCUCUGGGGCACACACACACACACGCACACACACACACACACACGUGCGGAAAAAGGUGUGCCCUCCACAGGUUGCUAGUUAAAUUUGCUCUAUUGAUUAUGCAUCGUACUCCUAACCAUGUGCCAGGUGCUUGCAUUGUCUGGUCUUAAGAAUUUCAGUGCCCAGUCUAACCUUGUGUUGUACUGUGUACCUGACAAAUAAAAGACUUGAGACUUAACCCAGAUGUGUUCCCAAGCACUCUAGGAUCAGACCCAGCUUCUAUCUUCCUUAUAAAUGUGGUUCAUUUCUUUUGAAGCUCUUCACAAACCAAAAGUUGAUACAUAAAUCUGUUGUUAUUUGUAAGUGUCUUGGGUGUACGAGUCAUUCAGAAAGGCUGCCUUGCUCUCCUGGUUUACCACUGCAGAGUGACGAGACGGGAACAAGUCAAGGUCGCAACCACACGCAGUCCCCGUUGUUACCUACUGUAGCCAUGGCAACUAAAUUUUAUCCGAACGCUGUUACAAUGUUUUGUUCUGCUGGGAUUAGUGUACAAUAGAAUAGACCGUGUGCGUGUGUGUGUGUGGAUGUGUUUGCAGUACAUGCGUGUGUGUUGGAUUAAAUGUUGAUGAGGUGUUCCAGAGAAAGAUUGUCUGUGUGUGUGUCUGUCUGUGCACGAGUGUGAAUAGUAGCAAGACGUCUCGGAACUAACUGAAACGAAGAGUGCAGUCCACAUGGUUGGUUUGGAGGCAGCAGGUGUGUGUAGUGCCUGUUCCCCCGGGAGGUUUCAUCGCCCCCUCCCCUCGCCCACACGCUCUCUCUCAUCAUCGUCUGCUGUCCCUG